Moneuplotes crassus is the source of this 901-nucleotide messenger RNA. NCBI's taxonomy places the organism in Eukaryota, Ciliophora, Spirotrichea, Euplotida, Euplotidae. The record is from the annotation of a GenBank genome assembly.
AUGGCAGCUGUCCCAAUAAGCUCAUCACUGGCGAGUACUCAGAUGACCAAUACCUCACCUAGUAAGCAGAUGUAUAGUUUCUCAAAGAGUAACAGGUUCUCCCAGUCAAAGAAGGGCCAGUGCCAGGAAGUAGGGUAUACCUUACCCUCUACUUUUAGCAAACGGUCUUCUUCUUUUGGUCACGGCCCCAAGCUGGAUGAGAAUUUUGGAAAGAGUUUUGUACCUCCUCCAGGAGCAUAUAAUACUAUUCAUUCUGAUUUUUCAAGGCUCAAACCUCAUCUUCCAAGUUUCUCAUUUGGAGCAGGAAGAGGGGCAUAUGAGAAGACUUCAAUCAGAGAUGUGAAGGCCAGGGAUAAUCCUGGGCCUGGCCAAUAUGUAGUUCCAAGUUCUUUUACUCCUAAUACUAAGGAUAAAAGUUACUCUCUGAAAGGAAGAGGUAAAUCAAUGCAGGAUUUAAUGAUACUUAAAAAAAAAGAGUUGCCAGGCCCAGGCCAGUAUUCUCCUAAAACUACAUUGAAUAAGGAUGGGGUAUAUAUCUUCUCUCAUAUGAAAAACACUGGCUCUCUGACCUUCAGACCAUCGGAAAGAUUCAAAUCAAUCAGAAGCUCACUCCCUGGACCUGGUCAAUACAAGACUCCUUCAAGCAUCAGCACAAAGGGGAAACAUUUCCUCUCUACUUUCAAAAACACUGGUGUUGGUCUCUUCGGUCACGGAAGAAGAGACAAUGAACUUCUAAAACCCUCCAACACUCCAGGUCCUGGAUGGUACGAUCUCCCCUCAGAACUCGGCUACACCUCAAAACAUCUCAUAAAUCUCGCUACAGCCAAGCUCAAAAAACUCCGUUCAAAAAAUUCCAAAAAUUUUAAAACAAAGUAAAAAUCUCAAAUUUUCCAAAUUUUAA